Messenger RNA from Phaeoacremonium minimum UCRPA7, 1398 nucleotides. Its product is annotated as putative annexin a7 protein. The record is from RefSeq and is a predicted model, not a curated record. Gene Ontology annotation, cellular component: cytoplasm. Gene Ontology annotation, molecular function: calcium ion binding; calcium-dependent phospholipid binding. Bases 1 to 1398 code for a protein of 465 amino acids. NCBI's taxonomy places the organism in Eukaryota, Fungi, Ascomycota, Sordariomycetes, Togniniales, Togniniaceae. The transcript has 3 exons.
AUGUCUUACGGAGGAGGCUAUCAGCCGCCAUAUGGCCAACCCCCGCCUCAGCAGGGAGGAUACUAUCAGCAACCCCCUCCCCAAGGCCAAUAUCCCCCUCCCGGCCAAUACCCUCCACCUCAACAAGGCGGCUACUAUCAGCAGCCUCCUCCUCCGGGUCCUCCCCCUGGCCAAUACGGCUCGCCCGCUCCUCCUCAGCAGUACAACUACAGUCAACCUCCACCGCAGCCUGGCUACGGGCAGCCACCUCCUCCACCACAGCCGUACGGCGGCCACUCGCCGCAACCGCCUCACGGCGCCCCCUACGGCGCUCCUCCUCCCCCCCACGGCCAGUAUGGCCAGCCGCCUCCGCCCCCGCCCCAGCAGUACGGACAGCCCCAAUAUGGCGCGCCGCCUCCCCAGCAGCAGUAUAGCAAUGUGCCCCCGACGCCGCCCUCGAUCGGCUACGGCGCGCCGCAGAUCAUCCAGUGGGACGGGGCCCCGGACGCGGACGCGCUGCGGCGGGCGAUGAAGGGCUUCGGCACGGACGAGAAGGCGCUGAUCCGCGUGCUGGCGAACAAGGACCCGCUGCAGGUGAACGCGAUCCGCGACGCCUACACGCGCAACCAGCGCCGCAACCUGAUCGAGGACAUCAAGAGCGAGGUCAGCGGGUGGUUCGAGGCGGGCCUCGUGGCGCUCGCGCGCGGGCCGCUGCUGCACGACGUGUACAUGCUGUACGAGGCGAUGGACGGGCCCGGCACCAAGGAGAAGGUGCUCAACGACGUGCUGCUCGGCCGCUCGAACGCCGACAUCCGCGCCAUCAAGUCCGCCUACUACCAGACCUUCCGCCGCAGCCUCGAGGAGGCCGUCAAGGGCGACCUGUCGCUGAAGACGGAGCGCCACUUCAUGAUCGUGCUGCAGGCUACGAGGGCCGAGGAUGCUGCGCCCGUCGACAAGUUCCAGAUCGACCGCGACGUCGAGGAGCUUUACAAUGCCACCGAGGGCAAGAUUGGCACGGACGAGAUCAAGGUGUGCAGCAUCCUGAGCACGAGGAACGACAACCAGCUGCGCGCCAUCUCGCACGAGUACAGGCAGAAGUAUGCCAAGAACCUGGAGGACGUCAUCCGACGUGAGUUCUCAGGCCACAUGGAAGAUGCCCUUCUCUACCAGCUCCGACAGGGCAUGGACAAGUACAUGCACCAAGCCACCCUCCUCGAGGCUGCCAUGGCCGGCGCGGGGACCAAGGAUCAUCUUCUGGUGUCUCGCGUCGUCCGCAACCACUGGGACCGUAACCACAUGGCCAAUGUCCGCGGCGCAUACGAGAAGCGCUACGGCAAGAAUCUGGCCUCGCGCAUCAAGGGAGAGACGAGCGGCGACUACGAGAGGCUGCUGUUGGCUUGUAUCGGCGAGCGUGUCUAA